AUGCCUCGAAAAUCUAGCGUAUCCCCGUCCGGAAUCGUGCACGAUUGCAAGCUUCAAGCAGAUGCGGAAGAGGACGUGCUCGCGCAGAUCAUCGACACCGGCAUUUUUAUCAAUCUGCGCCGCAAGCUGCUUACAUUGUCGAUGGUGAACAGGGACCAUCCGCGUACGCAGCUCUACUAUAAGUCAGGGGCGUCUUGCAGACGCGAGGGGGUCAGACAUCUGGUCAAUUAUAUGAUCAUGUCGCACCCGUUUUGCUUGUGGUGCUUGUACUGGGAGUUUUUCAUUUUCUGGGUAUAUUCGUACAUGUACUUGGUAUGUUCGUUGAGUGUGGCUUUUUUGCGGAACCGAGAAGUGCUCGGCAAGAUGAACAUCGCGAGAUUGGCUGGAGAUUUCGUUCUGUUGAUCGACAUGAUCCAUCUAUUCUUCAUGGGAUAUUACUGCACUGAGAAGAGUCGAACGAUCAUGAAUCCCAUCCAAGUAGCAAAGCACUACUUAGCUACAUACUUUUUCGUGGACCUCAUUUCUUCGGUGCCAUCUUAUUGUGAAAUCUUGAAAUGGUUGUUUGAUAUAGACGAGUUCAAUAAUCCAUAUCUGAGUGCAAUGCGUCUUCUUUCCAUAUUCAAAGUAUUCAGAAUAGGUCGAUGGUUGGAGACCUUGGAAUUGUACCGGCAGUACAUGAAUUACUCGAGCUAUUGGUUCAAGGCCAUCAAAGCAGUGCUGAUGUAUCUGGUGCUUAUUGUAUUGUUGUACGCAGCCAUCUUCACAGUAAUGAACUUUAUGAUAUUCACCGAAUCGCCUGAUCGCAGCGAAAUGUACAAGUUCGAACGUUUCUACAAGGCCACCAUGAUUUUAUUGGUCGUCUCACACGGGGAUAACACUCUCAUAUCCACCGCGAACAUAGCUGUCGUUUCGUUAUUCCUGUGUGUUGGAUAUGUUAUGCAACUUUUUUUGUACGCUGAAGUCAUGCAGGUGUGGAACAAAUUCGAGAGUGCCAGUAACAAGAACGAUAAUUUACUUCAACAAUUCAAGGAAUAUAUGAAAUACAAAGGGUUGCCGAUACAGAUAAGAGAAAAAAUGUUCACUUACUUCAAUUUCAAGUUCCAGAACGAAUUUUUCAAUGAAGCCCAAAUUAACAGUAUGGUUUCUGACAUUUUGAAGCAGGAAAUAUUGAUGCACGUGACGAAGAUUCAUCUUGAGAAGGCGCAAUUUUUCAAAGGCAUUCCAGAAACGGUUCUUAUGAAAAUCGUUUCUCAGCUGAAAUCAGAAAUUUAUUUGCCUGACGAUGUGAUAGUGACAGCCGGAACACCUGGAACAUGCAUGUACUUCAUUUAUUUCGGCACUGUCGCCGUAUAUACGGCUAUGGGAAAAGAGAUAUGUCAUCUGGAGGACGGGGCCCAUUUCGGCGAGAUAGCGCUGGUGUUCAACGAGCCCCGCAUCGCGACAGUAGUCGCAGUGACACCCUGUGAGCUGUUCAAGUUGAAACGAACCGACUUCCUCGACGUCAUCGAGCCCUUCGCCGAACUCAAAACCCAGAUCGUCGCCAACGCCAGAGAGAGGUUGCUCCGAUCAAGGAUCGAAAGUUUUUGA
This is a messenger RNA of Phaedon cochleariae (mustard beetle), 1587 nucleotides long. Lineage: Eukaryota; Metazoa; Arthropoda; Insecta; Coleoptera; Chrysomelidae. The record is from the annotation of a GenBank genome assembly.